Messenger RNA from Trichoplusia ni (cabbage looper), 396 nucleotides. It is a transcript of the gene mRpL33, whose product is annotated as 39S ribosomal protein L33, mitochondrial. Gene Ontology annotation, biological process: translation. Bases 123 to 326 code for a protein of 67 amino acids. Gene Ontology annotation, cellular component: mitochondrion. NCBI's taxonomy places the organism in Eukaryota, Metazoa, Arthropoda, Insecta, Lepidoptera, Noctuidae. The transcript is spliced from 3 exons. The record is from RefSeq and is a predicted model, not a curated record.
CAAGUAUGACAAGUAAUCGCCAGUAUUCGGUAUUGUCAAGCGAUGAAACUGAGCCUUUUUCUAUCGUAUGAUUUCUAAAAUUUGUUAGUGCCAAGGGAUAUUGAAUACAUAAAGGUGCAAUAAUGUUUUUAACGAACGUCCUUUUGAAGAAGGCUAAGAGCAAAAUGAUUAUGGUUUUAAUGGAAAGCGUUGUAUCUGGGCACCAAUGUAUGAAAAUAAGGGAGCGCUUGGCUGACAAAUUAGAGUUCAUACGUUUCGACCCAUACAUUCAGCAGGACAGUUUGUACAAGGAGAGGAAGAAGAUCAGGAGCAUAAAGUCAUCAUAGGUGUGUUGUUAGUAUUAUAUGUAUGUAGUAUUAGGCUAAAAUAAUAAACAACAUGUUUUAAAUGUUAUAA